UGGAAAAGCCAUAUCAGGCGACAGAGGGGGGGGAAACAAAUCACCGUGACAUGAAUAAACGCCAAAGUGACACCUUUCCAGAGGUUUGGUGUUGAAACAUUUUGUCGCCGCUUACAAAUAUGAGGUGACGGGAUGCUGCGGAGGGAGAGCGUCGCUCAGUCAGUGACCAAAAAUGAACUCACGGCGCAACUUGUCUACUUGGACGGUAGAAACAAAUGAGGCGCGUUGCGCUUGACUGUGAAAAAAGCAGGAGCAAGGAAGGAGGAGACAGCGGCGGAGCGGAGCGGAGGCGGCUGGUCCCAGCGCGAGACACGGUGCAGGAGACGUAGUCUGCGUCGUAGAGUAGCGAUACCUUCACCAUUGUGAGAACAUGGCUCAGACAACAGUGAACUCCGUAAAGGUGGCAGUGGAGGGGAUGACCUGUGGUUCUUGUGUGCAGAAUAUUGAACAGCAUAUCGGUGAGCUGCCAGGGGUCUUCCACAUUCAGGUGUCCUUAGAGCUUAAACAGGCUGCAGUGGUAUUUGAUUCAAGUAUGCAGAGCCCAGAGUCCCUAGCGGAGGCCAUUGAGGAUAUGGGGUUUGAGUCCAGCCUCCCAGAUUUUGUCACGGCUGAACUUGUCCCUACGGAAACACGAGUCUUCCCUAUAGCAGGCCUUUCUCCUAAGUGCCAGCAGCAGGCAUUGUCAACUGUGUCUCAGCUCAAAGGAGUCCUGGAAGCCUCGGAUGACACUUCAGAGGAUGGCCUGUCCAUCACCUUCAUCCCAUCUGUAACAGACUCCAAACAGAUCAGCCAGGUGCUGCACGACCUGACUUUGGCAGGGAAGGAGAACUCUGCUGCUCUCAGGGAGCCAGUUCGAAGUCCUACCAGUGAGGAGCUGGUGAAGAUGCGCAUCGAUGGGAUGGUGUGUCUUUCAUGUACCACGACCAUUGAAGGAAAGAUUGGGAAGCUUAACGGCAUUCGAAAGAUUAAAGUUGUUCUGGACUCUCAGGAAGCUACAGUGCUAUAUCAGCCUCACCUCAUCACUGUUAAUGAGAUCAUCAACCAGAUCAACUUAGCUGGGUUCAAAGCCCAGGUGAAAUCCAAGCCCCGCCCCUUGCGUUUGUCUGUUAAUGAGGUGGAACGGUUACGGAACCCCACCACGGCAAAUUUGACAUCUCCUGCUGUGACAAUCUCAGAUACAUCCACUGAGGAAAUUGCCACUGCACUACUCUGGGUAACUGGGAUGCACUGUCAGUCUUGCGUGACCAAUAUUCAGGAUAAUAUAACCUGUCUGUUGGGUGUACGAUCCGUGGAGGUGUCACUGGAGCAGGAGAGUACCUCCAUCCAGUAUGACCCCCAUCUCAUCUCCAUAAAGCAACUCCAACAAGCCAUUGAGGCUCUCCCGCCAGGGAACUUCAAAGUCCGUGUGGACAGAGGUAGCUCCCCGGUGCCACAGGUUCUUCCAGCACCCCCUCUGCAAUCCCCCACCCCGAGAUUUCUGCAGCCCCUCAGUGCAGUUACCGUCAUCCGCAUCGAGGGUAUGACCUGUGGUUCCUGUGUUCAGUCCAUUGAGGGAAUGCUGUCCCAACACAAGGGGGUGAAGUCUGCCAAAGUGUCACUGUCUAGUCAUAGUGGAACAUUUGAGUAUGACCCUCUUGUCACAACACCGGAAGAGCUGCGCACAGCUGUCGAAGACAUGGGCUUUGAUGCAUUUCUCCCAGAAACCAAUUCCCUUGUGACAACACCCCAGCCAGAUACACCCUCAUCUCCAGAAAGCGCUUCUGUGAAGGAGAAAGAGGUAGAGCAAGAGCCAGUGGCUGUACAGGGAGGUCAAGGAGGGGCACAAGCUAUAUCAAAGUGUUUCAUCCAGAUUGGUGGAAUGACUUGUGCAUCCUGUGUGGCCAACAUUGAAAGGAACCUCAAAAAUGAAGAUGGAGUUUACUCGGUGCUGGUGGCGCUAAUGGCCAGCAAGGCUGAAGUGCGCUACAACCCUGGGCUCAUUGAUCCUGCCAGCAUUGCAGAGUGCAUCAGAGAGCUGGGCUUCAAGGCCUCAGUCAUAGAAAAUUAUGAUGGCUCAGAUGGAAGUUUGGAGCUUGUGAUCAGAGGUAUGACAUGUGCAUCAUGUGUGCACAAAAUCGAAUCUAAUCUGAUGAAGGCCUCAGGGAUUGUCUAUGCGUCUGUUGCUCUGGCAACCAACAAAGCCCAUAUCAAGUAUGAACCAGAAGUAACAGGACCUCGUGAUGUGAUCAGACUGAUUGAGAACCUUGGUUUUGAGGCCUCUCUUGUGAAAAAAGAUCGCUCAGCCAGUCACUUGGAUCAUAGUCGGGAAAUACGACAGUGGAGGAAGUCAUUCUUGAUCAGCCUUGUUUUCUGUGUCCCUGUUAUGGGCAUGAUGAUCUACAUGAUGAUAGUGGACCACCAUGUUAAUAUGGAACACCAUCUGAAUGCUAGCAGAGAUGACAUUGAGCGCUAUCACGCUACCAUGUUCCUUGAGCGGCAACUCCUACCCGGGCUGUCCAUCAUGAACCUCCUCUCCUUCCUCUUCUGUGUUCCUGUGCAGUUUAUUGGUGGUCGCUACUUCUACAUCCAGGCGUACAAAGCUGUGAAACACAAGACAGCUAAUAUGGAUGUCCUGAUUGUCCUUGCCACCACAAUAGCCUUCACUUACUCCCUUGUGAUACUUCUGGUGGCCAUGAUUGAGGGGGCCAGGAUCAACCCCAUAACAUUCUUUGAUACACCCCCCAUGCUCUUUGUCUUCAUUUCGCUUGGCAGGUGGCUGGAGCAAAUAGCAAAGAGUAAAACAUCGGAGGCCUUGUCAAAGCUGAUGUCUCUUCAGGCAACUGAGGCCACCAUUGUCACCCUGAACGAUGACAUGUCUGUCCGGAGUGAGGAGCAGGUUGAUGUGGAACUGGUUCAGAGGGGGGAUGUGGUGAAGGUGGUACCAGGGGGGAAGUUCCCUGUCGAUGGACGAGUCAUUGAAGGGCACUCUAUGGCGGAUGAGUCCCUCAUCACAGGGGAGGCUAUGCCUGUGACCAAAAAGCCUGGCAGCUCAGUGAUUGCAGGUGCCAUCAACCAGAAUGGCUCAUUGCUGAUCAAAGCCACACAUGUGGGUACAGAUACCACCCUUUCCCAGAUUGUCAAGCUGGUGGAAGAGGCGCAGACAUCCAAGGCUCCUAUUCAGCAAUUUGCAGACAAGAUCAGUGGCUACUUUGUUCCCUUCAUUGUUGGUGUCUCCCUCCUGACUCUGAUCGCAUGGAUCAUUAUUGGAGUCCUCAACUUUACGCUAGUUGAGAAAUACUUCCCUGGCUAUAGCCACAGCAUCUCCAAGGUAGAGGCUGUGGUCAGGUUUGCCUUCCAGGCCUCAAUCACAGUGCUGUGCAUUGCCUGUCCCUGUUCGUUGGGCCUGGCCACGCCCACAGCUGUGAUGGUGGGGACCGGUGUCGGGGCUCAGAACGGAAUUCUCAUCAAGGGUGGGGAGCCCCUAGAGAUGGCGCACAAGAUUCAGACCGUAGUGUUUGACAAAACGGGUACCAUCACAUAUGGCACCCCAAGGGUGGUCCAGGUAAAGCUUUUGGUGGAGGGGAACCACAUGCCUCGCUCCCGCCUGCUGGCCAUUGUUGGCACAGCAGAGAACAACAGUGAGCACCCACUGGGGGCUGCGGUCACCAAGUACUGCAAACAGGAACUGGGCACUGAGUCUCUGGGCACCUGCACGGAUUUCCAGACAGUACCAGGCUGCGGGAUCCGUUGUCAGGUGAGCAACACAGAGCUGCUGCUGAGCCACGAGGACUCUGGAGACGAACACAACCAGCGAAAUUCAGUGUUGGUGCAGAUCAGCGAUGGACAGACCAGCUCCAGCUCACAUCCCCUCAUCAUGGACCCUGAGCCACUCACCCUUGUGCAGGUGGCAACCUACUCGGUCCUGAUUGGGAACAGGGAGUGGAUGAAAAGGAAUGGGCUGCAGGUGCGAACUGACGUAGAUGAGGCCAUGGUGGAGCAUGAGCGUAGGGGCCGCACUGCCGUGCUGGUGGCUGUGGACGGUGUCCUCUGUGCUAUGAUCGCCAUUGCUGAUGCAGUGAAGCCCGAAGCGGAGCUUGCUGUCCACACGCUGAGCACCAUGGGCUUGGAGGUGGUUCUCAUGACAGGGGACAACUGCAAGACAGCACGGGCCAUUGCAGCCCAGGUGGGCAUCAGGAAAGUAUUUGCAGAAGUGCUACCGUCUCACAAGGUAGCCAAGGUGGAGCAGCUACAGCAGGCUGGCAAGCGUGUGGCAAUGGUGGGCGAUGGUGUGAAUGACUCUCCAGCACUGGCCAAGGCUGAUGUGGGCAUCGCCAUUGGCACGGGCACCGACGUGGCCAUUGAAGCUGCUGAUGUCGUUUUGAUCAGGAAUGAUCUGCUGGAUGUGGUGGGCAGCAUCGAUUUAUCCAAAAAGACUGUGAAAAGGAUUCGAAUCAAUUUUGUUUUUGCGCUAAUUUAUAAUCUAGUUGGAAUUCCAAUUGCUGCAGGUGUCUUCAUGCCCAUUGGCCUCGUGCUUCAGCCUUGGAUGGGUUCUGCUGCCAUGGCAGCCUCUUCUGUCUCUGUGGUGCUCUCAUCUCUCCUGCUAAAAUGUUACUCCAAGCCCACUGCAGAGAAACUGGAAUCACGUCUCCGGGGACAGAUGAGGCAGAGCAGCCUGUCAGACAUCAGUAUCCAUAUCGGCAUGGGAGAGCUGCGGCGGUCCUCACCCAAGCUCAGUCUGCUGGACCGGUUCGUCAGCUACAGCCGGGCAUCCAUCAACUCGUUGCGCUCAGACAAGCGUUCUCUGAACAGCAUGGCCCUCACUGAACCCGACAAACACUCUCUGUUGGUGGGAGACGGUCACUGUGAUGAGGAGACUGUGUAAAAGCUGCACCACGGUGCUGUCCAGGUCCUUGUCUCAGACUAGAGUGUCCCGAAAGUCAAACCUGUCCUAGCACUACCUGGGGUCAACGUGCAGGGCCAAGAGGGGCCAGAUUCUCUUCAGUUCUCCUUCUGUCGUUGUUCUAUCAGAUCAGCUGCACUCCAAAGGAUGCUAGGCAGGUAUUAAGCAAAAGAUUUUCUACAGUUUAUCUACAGUGAAUUCAAGCUGCUGUUGCUUUGUUGCAGAUAAUCCACAUUGAGCUGUUUAUCAGGUGUUACUCACCUGGAGAAGAAUAUAUCUGCUGAAACGGGAACAAGGAGAGAAAAUGCCAAUUAAAAGUUUGUUGUGUGCUGUUUCAGAAGACAAUCGCUUGUUGUAAAAAGCUAUUCGUUUAAGGAA
Scleropages formosus (Asian bonytongue) is the source of this 5257-nucleotide messenger RNA. RefSeq names its product ATPase copper transporting alpha (gene atp7a). Gene Ontology annotation, cellular component: membrane. Gene Ontology annotation, biological process: monoatomic cation transport. The coding region runs from base 371 to 4861 and encodes 1496 amino acids. The transcript has 24 exons. Gene Ontology annotation, molecular function: ATP binding; copper ion binding; ATPase-coupled monoatomic cation transmembrane transporter activity. The record is from RefSeq and is a predicted model, not a curated record. Lineage: Eukaryota; Metazoa; Chordata; Actinopteri; Osteoglossiformes; Osteoglossidae.